Messenger RNA from Pyricularia grisea, 654 nucleotides. RefSeq lists its product as uncharacterized. Bases 1 to 654 code for a protein of 217 amino acids. The transcript has a single exon. The record is from RefSeq and is a predicted model, not a curated record. NCBI's taxonomy places the organism in Eukaryota, Fungi, Ascomycota, Sordariomycetes, Magnaporthales, Pyriculariaceae.
AUGGCACAAGACAACGGCCCUCAAGCCCCCGAUGCGUUGAUCAAGAGUGUCACAGAGUAUGUCAAGGAAUACAUGUCGCACUAUGACGGCUCACACGACUUCAACCACAUAAGACGGGUGCAGGCCCUGGCGCAUACCAUACUCGCUUCGGAGCGCGAGAGGACCGGCCGGGCGUACGACGAGACGCUCGUGACGCUCGGCGCGCUGUUGCACGACGUCGGCGACAAAAAGUACCUGCAGCCGGGGCAGGACGCGACGACGCUGAUCCGGGAGGCGCUGCUCGCCAGGGGCGCAGACGAGAACCUCGCGUCCCGCGUGCAGGACCUGGCCCUCCACGUCUCCUUCUCCAGCGAGAAAAAGGAUCCGCAAAAGGUGCUGGACAAGAUCGCCGAGCUGCCCGAGCUCGCCGUCGUUCAGGACGCAGACAGGCUGGACGCCAUCGGCGCCGUGGGCGUCGCUCGGUGCAUGGCGUUCACGGGGGCCAAGGGUGGAACUCUGGAGAAUGCCAUCGAGCACUUUGUGGAGAAGUUGGAGCUGCUGGAGGGGAUGAUGAAGACAGAAACUGGGAGGGAUAUGGCUCGCGUGAGGACACUGCGGCUCAAGGAGUUCAGAGGAUGGUGGGAAGACGAGGUUCGGCUGGUAGGAAGUAGCUAG